AUGACUGACUUUGACAUGGUGCUGAAGUAUUGGGGUCCAGUGGAGGCAGACUACACGGGCCAUGGGAGUCUGGUCCUCACCCGUUUAUUCACAGAGCACCCAGAAACCCUGAAGCUGUUCCCCAAAUUUGCCGGUAUUGCCAAUGGUGACAUGCCCAGUGACGCAAAUGUUUCUGCCCUCGGUGCCUCUAUGCUGAAGAAACUGGGUGAGCUGCUGAGGGCUAAAGGAGACCGCGCUGCCAUCAUCAAACCUCUUGCCAACGAUCACGCCACGAAGCACAAGGUCCCUCUUUCUAACUUCAAGCUGAUGGCCAAGGUCCUUGGUAAAGUCUUGGAGGAGAAGGCGGGACUCGAUGCUGCCGGGCAGCAAGCUCUGAGGAAAGUGAUGGCCGGCAUCAUCGCUGACAUGGAGGCCAACUACAAAGAGCUGGGCUUCACCGGCUAA
Molecule: messenger RNA, 444 nt
Organism: Cottoperca gobio
Lineage: Eukaryota; Metazoa; Chordata; Actinopteri; Perciformes; Bovichtidae
Gene: mb
Product: myoglobin
Exons: 3
Coding region: 1-444 (147 amino acids)
Biological process (GO): oxygen transport
Cellular component (GO): extracellular exosome
Molecular function (GO): heme binding; oxygen binding
Source: RefSeq, a predicted model, not a curated record